Messenger RNA from Panicum hallii, 3023 nucleotides. Its product is annotated as DNA repair protein RAD16. NCBI's taxonomy places the organism in Eukaryota, Viridiplantae, Streptophyta, Magnoliopsida, Poales, Poaceae. Gene Ontology annotation, molecular function: metal ion binding; ATP binding; ATP-dependent chromatin remodeler activity. The record is from RefSeq and is a predicted model, not a curated record. Bases 138 to 2732 code for a protein of 864 amino acids. The transcript has 15 exons.
ACCUAAUCUGACAAAACCAUCAGCGCACCCCACCCCAAAUCCCCCACGGCUUCUCCUAAGCAAAGCCACCCCUCCAUUCCCCACGAGUCCUAACCACCCAGGCUCCUUUCCUCCCGCGCCGCCGCCUUCCCGCCACCAUGCCGCGCCGAGCCGGGAACCCCUCCUCCGGAUCCAGCCGCGGCCGGCGCCGCCGCCGCGAUGAGGAGGACGAGGACGAGCUCUCCUCGAACACCACCUCCGACUCCGAUUUCGUCGCCGACUCCGAGGAGGAGGUGGGGGACGACGACGAGGGGUUCGCGUCCGAUGAGGACGCCCCUCCCGCGCCCGCGCCCGCGCCCGCGAUGGCGGCGCCGCCACCGCCGCCGAUGCUGAUGCCGGUGCCGAAUCGGGCGCGGAACCGGGGUGGGCAGAGGAGGAGGGGGAAGAAGGCGAGGGACGAGGACCUGCCGCCCCUGCCGUGGCAGGUGUGGGAGGCGGCCAACGACAGGUGGCUCGACGAGCGGGAGAAGCCCCCCGGCCACGGCGGGCCCCCCGACGACGCCGGGGCCGCGGCUGCGGGGGCGGGGGCGCCCGUGCCCACCGCGGACCCGGCCCCGGAGGUGGUGCUCCCGCUGCUGCGCUUCCAGAAGGAGUGGCUCGCCUGGGCGCUGGCGCAGGAGGCCUCCGUCUCGCGGGGCGGCAUCCUCGCCGACGAGAUGGGGAUGGGGAAGACCAUCCAGGCCAUCUCGCUCGUCCUCACCGCGCGCCGCCUCCGGCCCCCGGGCCACCACCACUCCGCGGCAUCCUCCUCCUCAUCCUCAGCGGGGCGCCCGAUGCGACAGGUCGGGUGCACGCUGGUCGUCUGCCCGGUUGUGGCCGUCAUCCAGUGGACAGAGGAGAUCGAGCGGCACACCGCCAGUGGCAGCGCGCGCGUGCUAAUCUACCACGGCGCCAAGCGGGGCACGAAGAAGUUCGACUUCAACAACUACGACUUCGUCGUCACCACCUACUCCACCAUCGAGGCGGACUACCGGAAGCACAUCAUGCCACCCAAGAUCCGGUGCCAAUACUGUGACAAAUUGUUUUACCCCAACAAGCUGAAGGUGCACUUGAAGUAUUUCUGCGGACCUGAUGCCGUGCGCACAGAGAAGCAGGCGAAGCAGCAGAGCAAGAAGUGGGGCGGCAGCAGGGGAAAGGGAAAGGGAAGUGGUCAUAAGAAGGACGGUGAUGAGGAGAAUAAGGAUUUUGAUGAAUUGGCUGAUGAACCAGUCAGCCAGUCAAGGGGUCAGUCGCCUCUGCACUCUGUACGGUGGGAGCGGAUCAUCUUGGAUGAGGCUCACUUCAUAAAAGAUAGACGGUGUAAUACUGCAAGGGCUAUUUUUGCAUUAGAGUCAGAAUACAAGUGGGCUCUGAGUGGGACACCUUUGCAGAACCGCGUUGGAGAACUUUACUCACUUAUUCGCUUCUUGCAAAUCUUCCCCUAUUCGAACUAUUUCUGCAAGGACUGUAACUGUGAGAUACUAGAUACCAGUAUGAAGAAACAGUGCGACUGUGGUCACUCAUCUGUUAGGCACUUCUGCUGGUGGAAUAAGUACAUAGCGAGGCCAAUACAGUGGGGUUCAGCAAGUGAUGAAGGCAAAAGAGCCAUGAUGCUUCUGAAGGAGAAAGUUCUGAAAGGCAUAGUGUUAAGGCGCACCAAAAAAGGCCGGGCUGCAGAUCUUGCUCUCCCACCAAAGAUUGUGACAUUGAGGCGGGACUCUUUUGAUAAAAACGAAAUGGAAUUCUAUGAAGCUUUGUAUACUCAAAGCGUCACACAGUUUGAUUCAUAUGUAGUUGCUGGAACACUGAUGAACAACUAUGCUCAUAUCUUCGAUCUUCUCACGAGGUUGAGACAGGCUGUUGAUCAUCCUUACCUUGUAGCAUAUUCUAAGACAGCAGGACCUCGUGAAGGAUUUAAAAAUGAAGGAAAUGAGUCCAUGGAAAGCCAAUGUGGUAUAUGUCAUAAUGUGGCUGAAGAUGUCGUGGUUACCUCUUGUGAUCAUGCAUUCUGCAAGACUUGUUUGAUGGACUACUCUGCAACUUUGGGGAAUGUUUCAUGUCCAUCCUGUUCAGUACCUCUUACUGUCGACUUAACAACAAAAGGUUCAGUUGGAAAAGUAACUCCUAGUGUCAAGGGUCGCAAACGCUCUGGAAUACUGAGCAGACUAGCAAGCCUUGAGGAUUUUAAGACAAGUACAAAAAUUGAUGCCUUGAGAGAGGAGAUACGAAACAUGAUUGAGCACGAUGGCUCUGCCAAAGGGAUUGUGUUCAGCCAGUUCACAUCAUUCUUGGAUCUGAUUCAAUUCUCCCUGGAGAAGUCCGGCAUCAAGUGUGUCCAGCUGAAUGGGGCCAUGAACAUUACCGAGAAGGGAAGAGCCAUAGACAACUUCACCAAUGACCCAGACUGCAGGAUCUUCCUGAUGAGCCUGAAAGCUGGAGGAGUAGCUCUGAAUCUCACUGUUGCAUCUCAUGUUUUCGUGAUGGACCCUUGGUGGAAUCCAGCGGUCGAGAGCCAAGCCCAGGAUCGCAUCCACCGAAUCGGACAGUUCAAGCCAAUCAAGAGCACGAGGUUUGUGAUCAAAGACACCGUCGAAGAGCGCAUACUGCAGCUGCAAGAGAAGAAGCAGCUGGUGUUCGAAGGCACCGUGGGCGACUCGCCGGAUGCCAUGUCGAAGCUCACAGAGGCCGACCUCAAGUUUCUGUUCCAGAUCUAACCGCAGCCGGACAUGAGUAGCGUAGCAUAGGAGCUUGCCGACGUGUUGGAACCCUGAGAGCAUGAACCGGCGGGGCGGCGUCGCGCAGAUCGACUGUUAGCAUAGCUUGUCGACUCUCAAACUGCAGUGUAGCAAUGGUUAGCGAGCCAUCCCCAGGCGGGCCAGAGUACCCUUGAGUUUUGGAACCUGGGCGGUGGUAGUAGUAUCCCUGAUCAUUGCGCGUACAAGUUCAACGCGCUUGGAGCAGCCUGUUCUACCCGUUCAGGAAAGAAGAGGGUGUUAUUGGUCUGA